UCGCCAUUUUGGAAGCUGGAGGAACCAAAAUAUCGGAGGAUUUUCUUUCUUUGAACUUGAUCUCAGGGUAGAACCGACUAGUUGGAUUGUAAAUCAAGUAAAUAGUUAUUUCAAGACUUUCCUGUGACAUAUUUAAUCAAUGUGAAGGGUUUAUUACCCUCCUACCACUUUAUAUAGUUCUUCCGGCUCAAGUCCUGUUUACUAAUCCAUGUACAAGUAUAUUCUGUUCACUGAGUUUUAAACGGUUCGAAUAGCAAGUGACGUUUGAACAAGGGCACGCAUUGAACCAGGACGCCUUGGUUAUAAGGUUGAUUUGGGCACCUAAAUCAAAGACUCUACAGCUGAGGAGAGAAUGGUAUGCCGCUGCGAAGAAUAUAAAAUGGGGGUUUUGGACAGUGAUGGAACUUUCAUUUAUACGAAAUGAUAUUCUGCAGCUGUUAUCUGUCUCAACUCUUGUCUGAAGAAUUGAGAGCUUUACUCCGAUGUCUUCCACACUAGAGGAAAUCGAUGGAAAUUCUAACAUUACGAUCGAUCUCGACGAAAAGGAGUCGGAAACAAAAUGCAGCGAGGAGGAAGUGUUAGUUAAUGGCGAUGGAUGUAUGGACCAUACAAAUUUGAACGGCGAUACGAGCGAUAAUCGAGAUGAAAGCCAUAUUGUUAAAGCUCACAACUCGUUGUUUCCUUUAAAUGGAAUUACACCCGGUGGAGAUCAAGAGUUAACGUUAAUUUUAGCAGAACAUGAGCACAUGAAAAGCGAACUUUCUCAGUUGCAGAAGGAUUACAGAUUACCGUUGGAACGUGAGGAAAGUUUGUCUGAAAAACUUAAAGAUAAUCAUGGGAAAGAAGACUCAAGUGUCGAAGACUUGAGCAGGGUAAACGAAGACUUGAGGAAAAAUUUAGACACAGUGCUUGAGGAGUUAAAAUCCUCAAAGGACGAACUUAAAAGAGUUAAGGACAAAAAUGAUCAACUGGUAAAAGAGAAGAGUAAUCUAACUGCAGAAAUAUCAAGGUUACAAGUGAGUGAAAAUGAAGAAAGUGAAACACUCAGAAAGGCUAAUCAGGAAUUUGAACAGAAACUUCAGGAAAGGACAGAAGAGCUUGAUACUACAAAAGAGAAACUCCAAGCUCAUGAUCAGGCUGCAAAGAGAGCUAUUGCAGCUUUGCAAAAGGAAAUGGCUCUCAGAGUUGACCAGGUGACAAAGAUGUAUGAGGAUGUACUCAAGGAGAAAGAAAAUAUGGGAAUUAAAUCAAUUCAGGGAGAGGAGGAAAAGAAGAAAAUGGCUAGAGAGAAUGAACUAUUAGCAAGAAAAGUUUCUGAAAAUACAAAGGAAAUAGAGAAGUUCCGCCAGAAACUGAAAACAAUGCAGACUGAUCAUGCUAAGUUACAGACGGCCUAUGAUGACAAGGGAAAGGAACUAAAUGCUAUUUUGAGAGAGUCAGACAAGCUUACAGAGGAAGUAAAUUCACAAGCUGUGAAAGUCAAGUGGGCACAGAACAAACUUAAAACAGAAUUAGAGAUGCAUAAGGAAACAAAAGCCAAACUUGCACAAGUAGCACAGAAACUCAAAGAAUCCAGAGAAGAAGGUCUUCAGAUUAGGGCUGACUGUCAGGCUAUGAUAAAACAGUAUCAGGAAUCAGAAGAAAUGAAAUCAAAUUCCUUGGAUAGUAAACUCAAAGCAAAAGAAGUUGAACUUAAAAGGCAUGAGCAAGAAAUUGCAGACCAGGAUGAGGUUCACAAAAUGAAAGUUCAGGAAUUAGAGACAUGGAAAGAGCAGUGCAAGAAAAGUAAAGAAGAAGUAAAGGUUUUCAAAGAAAAGAUAAGUGAGUUAGAGGAAAAAAUCAUACAGUAUGCACUAAAGGUGGCAGAACAUGAAAAGAGUGCCCUAAUGAACAUAAAGGAGCAGCAGAAUCUUAAGAAAGAGCUUGAAGAGUGUCAACUGUACAAGGCAAAGUAUGAAAGUGAGGUAGAGAUGGUGAAGCAUUUAACGUCUGUGGAGAGUGAACAGAAGAAGAUAAUUGCUGACCUAGAAGCUGACAUUUUAGCUUGUCAUGCCAAAGAAGCAGAACUACUAGCAUUCUCUCAGAAAAUGACGGCCAAAAAUGCUCAGCUUCAAUCGGAGGCCAGUGGCACCUUAUCUAAGCUUGAUGGAAUUCUUCUUGACAAAUCAAAAUUAGAAGAACAGUCUGAGCAAGUGGAAAAAGGAAGAAAGGCACUGGAAGAAGAGUUGAAGGAGAAGACCUUGCAAUAUGAAAGAGAAAUUGAAUCGCUGAAAAGUCAUUUGGAAGAGAAAUCAAAAGCUAUGUCGGAACUUGUUGCCUCUCUGGAGGAAUCAAAAGAUGAACUUCAGGUGGUGAAGAGAAAAAACACAGCUCUUAUUAAGGAUCUGACAAGACAGUUGCAACAAUCAAGAAAACAAGUGGAGAAGCUAGAAUCAAACAAUCUGGAAUCUAAGGAAAAUCUAAGUGAGGAAUCUAAAUCCUCAUCCACCAAUUCUCUGGAUAAAAUUGGCGGCGCCUGUACAACUCCUACGUCACUUUCGUCUCCUACCUCAGGCGCCUCUACUACCGAUGGAGGGUGGGUUGUAAUCAAUGGAUGCCAGUCAUCAGCCGACCGGGCCUCACUGGAUGUGUCCAGUGGUGACAAUGUACAGAUUUUAGGGCAGAAGGAGCUCCGUACAAACUCAGAGCUUGAGCCCAAUAAAGCAGUACUUGUGGAACGUAUCUGUAGACUGCAGAAGAUCCACGCUAAAAAGAACGAGAAGCUGGAGUUCAUGGAAGGACAUGUGGCAGCCCUUGUUGAAGAGAUUCAAAAGAAAAGCAGAAUUAUUCAUUAUUAUGUGCUACGAGAGCAAGCAGGAACACUCGCGCCACCCAAGUCCGAUCUACAUAAGGCCCAAGUGUCUCGUCACGGCGGAAUCAUGGCCUCUGUUUACUCGUCCAAAGCAGUGGACCCAGACAUGACUCUAGAUCUGUCCCUCGAAAUCAAUAAGAAACUACAAGCAGUACUAGAAGACACAAUUCUCAAAAACAUAACUCUAAAAGAAAAUCUUGACACCUUGGGAGACGAGAUAACAAGGCUCAAUGAAGAACUGCAAAAGACAAGGAGAAUUAAACGGACUUGAUAUGGCGAAACGCUAAAUGAAGUAUGAUAGACUGGAACAGGAGAUCUUGUUUCAUCAGAUCUGCCUUAAAUGUUAGUCGUAACUAUUGGAUUUAUCGGUGGCUAAAUACGGGGAAGAACGUAAUGAAUCACAUUGGUUACGCUCCAGUAUAAGUCGAGUUAGGAUUGCGUGAAAUAUACCUCGUGUCACCAGAAAAUUUUUAAUUUGUAAAGAAAUAGGAAUUUUAAAGUUGCAAUUAAAAUUAUAUUUAUGGUAUGCGAAUAGAAAAAGAAAACUUUACGGUGUGGUGGAGACGACGAGAGUAUACUUUCGGUCAAGGAGGGACUUAGUUGACCUUAGUUAUGUUAAAAUCAGCGAACUUAUUUUGUCUUUACUCUACUGUAACACUAGCAAGAAAAAAAAGACAUCUAAAAACACCAUAAAUGGAAAAACGAGAUUCAUAUCAUUUUUCAUUUAUUUUUGUCGUAAGAUUGCGAACUAAUUUUGUUGUUACAGAUGUAGGAGCAUCUGUGACAAAUAGGGCAGCUUUCAUAUUGGUGCCCAAUCCAUUGACGUUCUAAUCUCUUUCAAUUUCUGACUUUCUCUGUUUUUUGAUUUGUUUUUCGUUCGUGGUUAUGUUAAGAAAGUCGUAUGGUCUUGCGCACUUCACCAUUCAGGCUCUGUUUCUGGGUCACGGUAUCGGUUAAAGUCGACGUGAAUAAAAACGCAUCCAGCAAAUUUGAAUUAAUCAAGACAAUUAUAAAUGACAUUGUUUAAUUAACAGGCUAGUAUUUGUAUUAUAUGUACAUAAAGGCUUUGCGAAUUGAAA
Messenger RNA from Stylophora pistillata, 3930 nucleotides. RefSeq names its product coiled-coil domain-containing protein 186. The record is from RefSeq and is a predicted model, not a curated record. Gene Ontology annotation, molecular function: small GTPase binding. Gene Ontology annotation, biological process: vesicle cytoskeletal trafficking. Gene Ontology annotation, cellular component: trans-Golgi network. Lineage: Eukaryota; Metazoa; Cnidaria; Anthozoa; Scleractinia; Pocilloporidae.